AUGGGAACUCCCGCACCGCCGCUCCCCGCUCCAGCCUCGCGGCCCCGGAGCCGCCGCCGGCCCCCGCCCACGCAGCCCCGGCAGGGAUUUAACUCUGCCCGGGAGGAGGCGACGCUCCCAUCCCCCGGCACCGCGUCCCCACCUCGGCACCGCAGCCACAGCCGUGCCCGCUCCCCGAGCCAAGCCCACCGCUGCUCCGCCGCAGUCCACCCCCCGACCGACCCCGCGGCUCAGCCCCGUCCCAGUCCCCGCGGACCCCCGGCUCACCGGCGGCUCCUCACGCAGCUCCGCUCCCGCCCCCUCCCGGCGGCGACUCCGGGCGCUGCCCCGCCCUCACGGCAACUUUUACUUCCCCCGCUUCCCGCUCCUCCUUCGCGCUCCCCUCCCCAGCCCGGCGCCGCCGCGCCUGCGCAGCGUGGCAGCAGCCGGGACGCUCUCCCGGAGCGGUGUCCCGGAUAUUCCCGAGCCGGGAAAGCGAGGCGGGCAGGGAGGGAGGGAGGGAGGGAAGGAGAGGGCAGCGGCGAUUGGAGGCGCUGGCCGCGCCCUCGGCCGGCGCGCGUGCGCGGUGCGCGCGCGGGAAGGCGCGCGGGGCCGGGGGCGCCUGACGGGCCGCGAUGGCGCCUGAGGCGAUGGGGCCGGGGGCGGGAGCGGGUCUCGCAUCCCCGCGUCCUGCCGGAGGUGCGGGGGGAAACGCGGCCAGCAAUUGUUUUCCAGUUCUCAUUCCGGGAUAUCUGGCCGUGCACGUUGGCUUUCCUUGAGAUGCCCGUGGAACAGCACUGGCGAAGUGUGACUUGGGAGCCAAACCCUGCACAAGUGUUCAUCCACCUCAGAGCUGCGUUUGGCUUCCCUGCGGCCUGCAAAGGUCCCGUGUAGUUAUUAAUUCAUCUAUCACCUGCCCCAGAGUCACUGCCCCAAAGUUGUGUUCCCUCUGAUUUUUAUCUAAUCCAUUAUGUUGGCCAGGGAGUGGUGUUUCCUUUUGUUAUUUGAGAUAGGAAUUCCGUAUCCACAAAUGCUCAUAUUUCUAGUUGCUCAAGUACCUUUUAUAUUCCACUAUUUUGAUUUUUUUUUUCCCGGAUAAGCAUGUAGAUUUCACUGACACAGUUCAUUUCUAGGUCAGCGAUGAGUUUUUAGGUGCUACCACACCCAGUCUCAGUCCUUGGCACAUGCUGAUGGAUACAACUUGUAUUUUUCCUCUUCCAGUUGCCUUUCUGAUAGCCUUCUAGGAAUGGAAAAAAUGCUUCUGUGCCUAAAAGCAUGUUCAGUUUUCCAACAGCAUCUUCUGCAAUAGUAAAUAAA
Molecule: messenger RNA, 1296 nt
Organism: Passer montanus (Eurasian tree sparrow)
Lineage: Eukaryota; Metazoa; Chordata; Aves; Passeriformes; Passeridae
Product: translation initiation factor IF-2-like
Exons: 3
Coding region: 1-873 (290 amino acids)
Source: RefSeq, a predicted model, not a curated record